Messenger RNA from Oikopleura dioica, 207 nucleotides. NCBI's taxonomy places the organism in Eukaryota, Metazoa, Chordata, Appendicularia, Copelata, Oikopleuridae. The record is from the annotation of a GenBank genome assembly.
AUGUGGGACCGCAGUAGUAAUAAUCGGAAAUGCCCCGACGAUUGCGAUGCAAAAUAUCUCUAUCGACGCGAUAUUUACUGUGACUUGACGAUCAAAUCAAGUGGAAAACCAAUCACCUACAAAAUCAACUAUUUUGACGUCCAUCCUGACUGCGGAGAUUACCUUCAAAUUGGGGAUUCUGUGAAAUGUAUGACAGUCAUACUAUGA